Trematosphaeria pertusa is the source of this 1569-nucleotide messenger RNA. RefSeq lists its product as uncharacterized. The record is from RefSeq and is a predicted model, not a curated record. Lineage: Eukaryota; Fungi; Ascomycota; Dothideomycetes; Pleosporales; Trematosphaeriaceae. The coding region runs from base 1 to 1569 and encodes 522 amino acids. Gene Ontology annotation, molecular function: actin binding. The transcript has a single exon.
AUGCCCGCUCCACCUCCGCCUCCACCGCCCAUGCCCCCCAUGGGUCGAGGCGCUGGAGGGCCACCACCCCCCCCGCCGAUGCCCGGGAAAGCGCCUGGAAAAGCACCUGGAGGUAGGGUGAGCGGAGGAGCAGGGAGAGUACGUCAUACCUUUGCGGGAGGGUGCCGAAGACCUCGAUUGCAUGCGUCUCGGCACGCUGCAGAGCGGGCUAACACGGCACAGGGAGCACUUCUAUCAGACAUCAACAAGGGCGCGAGGCUGAAGAAGGUCACGCAAAUCAACGAUCGAUCCGCGCCGCAGGUUGGAAAGGUAUCAGACGGCCCAAGUGGACCACCGAUCGGGGGCGCCCCGCCAAUUCCUGGCAUGGGAAAAGCACCAGCACCGCCAGGCCUCGCACCGCCAGUACCCGGGAACCGGGCGCGAAGUAACAGUGAUACUGGGGGAGAUGGAGCAAGAGAUGCUGGAAUGUCAAGCGGAGCCCCGCAGCUGGGAGGGUUGUUCGCGGGUGGAAUACCGAAGCUGAGGAAGGCGGGCGGCGUAAAUACAGGCGCAGACAGCAACUCUCCAUAUCUCUCGGAUCCGGAGACUUCACGAGGCUCAGCGCCCAAGCUACCUAGAGUAGCAGCGCCGAAGCCACGAGGAGCAGCGCCGCCUAUUCCUGGAGGUCGCCCCCCGCCUAAUCCGUCUAUUGCGGCCCUGAGAAACAAUCUCCGACCUUCGUCCAUGGUCUCGACACAUUCGAUGCCUGAUAUAGGAUCAAAACCAAAGCCUCCCCCGCCAGGAAAGAAGCCGCACAUACCUCCUCCGGCCUUCCGCAAGCCGUCGGGAUUUGCGCCUCCGCCUCCAGCGUCACCCGCACGAGCACCUCCUGUCCCGGGAUCCGCUCCGCCGGCUCCACCACCACCACCUCCCCCAGCACAUACGCCGUCAGCUCCUCCUCCACCGCCGCCUUCAGCUCCGUCGGCGCCACCUCCCCCACCAGCGGCAGCUCCUCGAGCGCCUCCAGCUCGCUCAACACCACCUCCACCGCCUCCCGGACCUCCUACACCAAAGGCUCAGGUUGAUGACGAUGAAUACGACCCAUAUCGCUAUAGUAGUACCCCACCGAAACCGCCAUCAGCACCGGCUCCUCCAGCGCCUAAGACUUCCAUUAGUGGCCCCACACCUUCGCUGGCCGAACAGGCUGCACGAAACGCUUUCGGUCGCGCAUCUCCUGCUGCCCCUCCGCCGCCACCUCCAGGAUCUCCGCCUCCAUUUGCACCUAGUGCGUCGGCACCACCCCCACCCCCAAUGUCUGCGCCAAGCCGCCCAGCUACGCAAGCACCGAUGCGGUCUAUGCUAGACCCAAGUUCGUACACGUUGACGAACGGUGGCUCGGGAUUGAAAAGCGGGCCAACGAGUCCAGGUGCAGGCCAUCACAAGGGUAAAAUCGUCCCAAUUCACGAUCUGCGAUGGAGGUUCCAGGAUGAAUCACAGUUCCCCAAGCCGAGGGACUUUGCCGGCGGGCCCAAGAGGUACAGGGCUGGCAGAGGAAGCAGUGUGCCCUUGGAUUUGAGCGCAUUCGAAUAG